Messenger RNA from Pochonia chlamydosporia 170, 432 nucleotides. RefSeq lists its product as hypothetical. The record is from RefSeq and is a predicted model, not a curated record. NCBI's taxonomy places the organism in Eukaryota, Fungi, Ascomycota, Sordariomycetes, Hypocreales, Clavicipitaceae. The coding region runs from base 1 to 432 and encodes 143 amino acids. The transcript is spliced from 2 exons.
AUGUAUGCCUACACCUACCACCCCGAACCAACUAUAUUUGGAGAUGAAUCCAUUAUUGUCUUUUGCAGGGGCAAGCUCCAGUCUUGGGCAACAAUGUAUGCGCAACGUGAAAGAGUCGGAAAUUAUCACAACGCUGGAGCUCUAACACCAGGCGUCUACACAUUGGAUCACCUCUGGGAGUACCUUCCAGCAACUUUGAUUCACGAAUUGACUCAUGCGCGAGUUGUCGUGCAGCAAAAUGUCCUUGGUAUGACGUUACUCUCAUGCAUCCGUCAGCUCGCAAUUGAGAAUCCCACCUUCGCUGCUACAAAUGCCGGUAUGGUCCUUGUCCCUUUCACGAUAUCACAAGGACUUUUAUCGCUAAGUUCCAUAUUAGAUUCUUUCUCGCUAUUCGUAACAGGUACGUCGGAAGCAUUUAGAGUUACUAGUUAA